ACGGUUUCGCGGUUUUUUUGCCACUCAAUUUGUUUUGACUAGUUUUUGUACUUAAAGUUCACAGUAAUGGAGGCAAUGGAAAUAGAUGAUAAUAUCCCUCAGUUGUACCAGCGUACGCCGGAGGACGUGAAGGCCAUUGUGAAGCAUGCGAAGCUGGACGAGCGCCAGCUGACACAACUGACUCAGGCUCUGUACUUUCCCUCGGCGGACGUGGAAUCCGACAACCUGCGGCUACUGGAGCUGGACGGGCACAUGCUGGAGCAAAUCCGCGAUGGCCAGACGCUGCACUUCAAGGGCGGCCAAAACGAGAAGGUGGUGCUCUGCACCGACGAGCGGACGUACGACGUAAAGGGGGCCGAGAUUUCCAACAGCUUAUUGUUGGUGCCGGACCUGAAGUUUGCGGCCGCCACCAGUACAUCGCCGCUGAAGAGUCCACGCACUGGCAAUGCCAAUGCUUCCCUAGAACGGAGCCUAAAUGACAGCACCGAGGAUGAGUUGGAGGUACCACGCACUCUGGAGCAGCGAUCGGUCCUCAAAGUGUUCCACGAGUAUUUCGAGUGCCGGGAGAUCAAGCCCCGCUUCCGCAAGCUGGGAGAACUGCUGCAAUUGACACGGUACUCGGGUCCGGAGAACGAGUUCUGUAUUGAGCGCAAACUGCUCUUCAGUCUGACCCAGCUGCUGGACACGGUGCAGUGCAGCCGGGCGCAGUUUAUGGAGGGCUUACGGCAGUAUCGGGCCAUGCAACUGGAGGGCCACAUGCGCGUUUUGGAGUACGAGUACGAGUAUCGAACAAUUAGUCUGAUGCUGGGACUCAUCAGCGAGAACUCCUGGGCCCUGGACGAAGUGGAAAGGGAGGAAACCAUCAGUGCCUUGAAGGGCAUUGCUCCGGAGGCGGUUGUGUCCGGACUAUUUGAUAUCUACACCAUUCCCAGCGAACGAUGCCCGGACAAGUUUCAGUACCAGGAGUCACUGGUUGCACGAAUCGUGGCACAAAAUAUUUUGCAACCAGGACUGCGGUUUCGCAACGAGGAAUUCAUGCGCACAUGGCAGGAGGCUCUGCCCGAGGGUAUGACUUGCCAGCUUAGCUAUCUUCGUGGCCUCGGUAUCUGUGAUAAGGAGGGCGCCCAGCCUUGUAUCCGUUCGCUGGCCGAGGAACAGCUGCCCACCAGUAUUAACGAUCGCAUGAAGGCCUUGUUUAAGACUAAGCAGAAAUGGACGUUGGAUGAGAUGGAGCCGUACAUGGAAUGUUUCACAACGCCAAGCUUGUCCGUAUCCACACUGCUGGCCAAGCAUGCUCGCUCUCUGACCGAAGGGGGCGUGCGGUACUACGUCUCGAAGCACUGAUGUAAGCAUCCCAUUCAAUUUUUUAUUAUUUUUAUCCUUUGUACGCAUCUAUUUAGUAAAAUUAGACCUAAGCUUGUCCUAGGCA
Drosophila serrata is the source of this 1429-nucleotide messenger RNA. RefSeq names its product sister chromatid cohesion protein DCC1. NCBI's taxonomy places the organism in Eukaryota, Metazoa, Arthropoda, Insecta, Diptera, Drosophilidae. Gene Ontology annotation, cellular component: chromosome, centromeric region; chromatin; Ctf18 RFC-like complex. The record is from RefSeq and is a predicted model, not a curated record. Gene Ontology annotation, biological process: mitotic sister chromatid cohesion; maintenance of mitotic sister chromatid cohesion.